Molecule: messenger RNA, 504 nt
Organism: Achroia grisella
Lineage: Eukaryota; Metazoa; Arthropoda; Insecta; Lepidoptera; Pyralidae
Product: cuticle protein 8-like
Exons: 4
Coding region: 1-504 (167 amino acids)
Cellular component (GO): extracellular matrix
Source: RefSeq, a predicted model, not a curated record
AUGUUUCUUAAGAGUAUUGCUGUCAUCGCCAUAUUAGGCGCCUGCCAAGCAGUGGAACAUGCAUAUUCUUCACAAAGUAUUGUUGUUCACCAUCCCGAGCCCAAACAUCAUGAGCCUGAAGCCAAGCACAUAGAAACCCCUGUAGUGAUUAAAAAAGCUGUUCCAGUCGCCCACCACAUUGUAAGUUCGAAACAUGAAGAACACAAGCCAGCCGUUUCGUCACAGCUCUUUGAACGUCACGAUGUACCUGCUCCUCCACCAAAAGGAUUUUCCGAGCACCAUGGUCAUGCCAAGUACGAGUUCGAGUACAAGGUACACGACCCUCACACCGGUGAUGACAAGUUCCAACACGAGACACGUGACGGUCACCAAGUUAAAGGAGUCUACAGCCUCCACGAGGCUGAUGGAUCUGUGCGUACCGUUCACUACAACGCUGAUAAAAAGACUGGAUUUCAAGCAGAUAUAAAGCAGACCACAAAACAUGAACAGAAACAUCACCAUUGA